AUGUCAAACAACAGAUCAAGAGGAAGUGGAAGUACUUCAACAACAUCAACUUCAUCAACACAAACAAACAAUCAGAAUAACAAUAAUGAAUCCAUUGCUAUACUUGGUUGUGGAAAUAUUGGACUGUCAAUUGCCCAUGGACUGGUCAACUCGGGUCUGUACUUGGCAAAGAAUGUCAUCUUGACAAAGAGGAACCCAGAGUCCCUGGAAAAGACCAUGUCGCCAUUGGGCUUUGCUGUGAUGUCUGAUAACGCCGCUGCCGUGGCCAGGUCCCGUGUGAUCCUGGUGUGCGUCACGCCCGCCCAGCUCGACAGCAUACUCGCCAUCAUCCGUCCGUCAAUCGACCCCCUGCGCCACAUUGUCAUCAGUGUGGUGAGUGGCGCAUCCAUCUCCGACAUCACCUAUAAGCUCGGACGUCCAGACAUUGCUGUGGUGCGCGCCAUGCCAAACACCGCCAUCCAGUACUGCCAGUCGAUGACGUGCAUUGCCGUGCGCGGUGUCAACCACGAGAUGGGCGCCUCCGACUUGGAACAGCGUCGCGACGACGCCCUGGCCACCUGCGAGCGAAUCUUCAACGUGCUAGGCAUCUGCAUCACGCUCAAGGAGGAGCAGAUCGUGCCGGCCACCGCGCUAUGCGCAUGUGGCAUUGCAUUCUUUGCGCGUGCCAUCCGUGCUGCAUCGCAGGGUGGUAUUGAGAUUGGAUUCCACGCCGAGGACGCCAUCAAGAUCGCCGCACAGACCGCCAAGGGUGCCGCUGUGCUGUUGCUCCAGGGUCAUCAGCAUCCCGAGUACGAGAUCGACAAGGUAACCACUCCCCAAGGCUGCACUAUUGCUGGUCUGAACCAGAUGGAGCACAGUGGAUUCUCUUCUGCCAUGAUCAAGGGUAUUGUAACGUCCGCUGAGAAGGCUGCCUCGCUCUACAGUUCAAAGAGGCAAUCACAGAAACCACCCCAACAUCAACAGCAACAGUCGCAACAGCAGCAACAGCAUGUUCAAGCUCCACAACAACACUACCAACAACCUGCUCCCCAACCCCAGGUACAACAUCAACAACAACUACAACAACAUCAUGUUCCAGAGCAGCAACAGCAACAGCACCAACCACAACAACAAAGGGAACAGAGAGGACAAGGACAAGGACAGGGACAUGGUCAUGGACAUGGUGGUCAUGGACAAGAAAAGAGACAGAGCAAUGGUAAUUGGUCAAGAGAACAACGUCAGGAGAACGAUGACAACAACAAUAACCAGGACACAAAGAGAAGAUCUCAACAAAACCGUGGUGGCGGUGGCGGCGGAAAGAGACGUGAUGAUCACUACCAGAGACAGGAGGAGGAUCAUCGUCAACAGCCAAAGCUAGAUAUGGAUCAUGUCGAUAGUGCUCUCAGACAGACAAAUGAGAAAAGGAUGCAAGACAACAGGGACAACAGGGACAACAGAGACAAUAGAGACAACAGAGACAACAGAGACAACAGGGGCCACCAAGACAGCCGUGAAAGAGGAUCACACCGUGGUGGUGGCGGUGGAGGAGGUGGCAAGGGAAACAGAUCGCAUUCCAACCAGAAUGGACAUUCGCAUGCCGAGCCUCAACAACAGAAGGAGCAACAAAAGACGAAUGAGCCAGCACCAGCGCCAGUAGCCGCGCCACCUGCAACAGCAGUAGCAGCAGCUGCCAAAUAA
Messenger RNA from Acytostelium subglobosum LB1, 1677 nucleotides. RefSeq lists its product as hypothetical. The record is from RefSeq and is a predicted model, not a curated record. NCBI's taxonomy places the organism in Eukaryota, Evosea, Eumycetozoa, Acytosteliales, Acytosteliaceae. Gene Ontology annotation, molecular function: pyrroline-5-carboxylate reductase activity. The transcript has a single exon. Gene Ontology annotation, biological process: L-proline biosynthetic process. Bases 1 to 1677 code for a protein of 558 amino acids.